Penicillium alfredii is the source of this 1065-nucleotide messenger RNA. Its product is annotated as alcohol dehydrogenase family protein. NCBI's taxonomy places the organism in Eukaryota, Fungi, Ascomycota, Eurotiomycetes, Eurotiales, Aspergillaceae. Bases 1 to 1065 code for a protein of 354 amino acids. Gene Ontology annotation, molecular function: zinc ion binding; oxidoreductase activity. The transcript has 5 exons. The record is from RefSeq and is a predicted model, not a curated record.
AUGCAGGCCGUUGUUUUCAAAGGCCCAAUGCAGGUCGCUCUCGAGCAACGACCCUUACCCCAGAUCCAAUAUCCAACCGAUGUGAUUUUAAGAGUGCGAUAUACGGCUCUCUGUGGAAGUGAGCUACAUGUCUUUCGCGGCCAUCAGCCUUCUGGUACAGGAUUCAUCAUGGGCCAUGAAUUCACCGGAGAAGUCGUGGAAGUCGGAUCUGAAGUUCAGAAAUUCAAAGCAAGGGACCGAGUAGUAUCACCAUUCACUGUUAGCUGUGGGAAAUGCUUCUAUUGUGAACGCGGUUUCUCUUCUCGGUGUUCCUCUUGCAAGCUAUACGGCACUGUUGCGCUCGACGGUGGACAGGCUGAAUAUGUCCGUGUCCCACUAGCUGAUUCGACUCUAUUUCGAAUCCCGGCCUCGAUUGACGAGAAAAAGUUGGUCUUAAUGGCCGACAUUUUCCCCACCGGUUAUUUCGCGGCGGCAAAUGGCUUUAGCGGAUUGGACCCAGAUGAGAUUCGCAAAAGCACCGUGCUACUAUUCGGCUGCGGUCCUGUGGGACUUUGUGCACUUUUCGGUGCGCUUGAGUAUCAACCGAAGAACCUUAUUGCAAUCGACAGUGUGCCUUCACGGUUAUUACUUGCCGAGCAGCUAGGAGCCGAGCCUUGGAACUUUGAGCAAGACGAAGAGGGCCUGCGACAGAGAGUGAUGAAGCUCACGGAUGAUCGGGGAGCAGAUGUUGUGAUAGAGGUGGUUGGGCAUAGCAGCGCGCUCAGAAUGGGCUUCGACCUCCUGCGACCUUGGGGGCGUAUCUCUAGUGUGGGAGUCCACAACCAAGAAAUACCGUGGACGGGGAAUGAAGCCUAUGGAAAAAAUCUGAGUCUUCAGAUGGGGAGAUGCCCUGUCCGAAGCAUCUUUGACAAAGCUAUGAAUCUUUUCGAAAAGAAACAAGAUGCUUUGGAGUUUAUGUCUCAAGAUAUUCGCCCGCUCUCAGAGGCAGUUCAAGCAUAUGACGAUUUCUGCCACAUGCGAGCCCAAAAGAUCAUUUUCAAGGUGGACACCGGCGAUGGCAGAUAA